Molecule: messenger RNA, 1191 nt
Organism: Branchiostoma floridae (Florida lancelet)
Lineage: Eukaryota; Metazoa; Chordata; Leptocardii; Amphioxiformes; Branchiostomatidae
Product: NEDD8-conjugating enzyme UBE2F-like
Source: RefSeq, a predicted model, not a curated record
UGUUCCUCAUCAUUGACCUCUGACCUCAACCCAGAUUCGUUUGGACGUGAGCCUGUGAAAAGCAGGUUGAAAAGGAAAAUAUGGGAAAAUAAGAGAAAUAUCGUCUUCUUUUCGACUUUCCAAACACAUCUAUACACUUGUGAGGAAGUUGUUGUCACGUACGCCAAGAAACAAGAGUGAAAAAUGAUUACUCUGUCCAAGAAGUUGAAGCAGGCGAAAGAAGGCAAACCUGUGGAGAUUGCUCACAGUCCUGACAAGAGGGCCUCCAUUCGGGAUAAACUACUGGUCAAAGAGGUUCAAGAAAUGGAGUCGAACUUGCCACCAACUUGUAAAGUGACCUUUGAUGACCCCGACAAACUCCAUCAGUUCAACAUAACUAUUGCACCUGAUGAAGGUUUUUGGCAUGGAGGGACCUUUGACUUUGAUGUAGAUGUUCCGGAAGAUUACAAUAUCCUGCCCCCACGAGUGCAGUGUAACACCAGGAUAUGGCAUCCAAACAUAGCUGAGAAUGGCGAUAUUUGUCUUAGUUUGCUUAGGGAAACAUCAUUAGAUGCAACUGGGUGGUCUCCCACACGGACUCUUAAGGAUGUCGUGUGGGGUUUAAAUGCACUAUUUUAUGAACUUUGUGACUUUGAUGACCCACUGAAUCUAGAAGCUGCAGAACAUUGGCUUAGGGACAAGGAAUCUUUUCAAGAGAAGGUUACGAGUUACAUAGAGCGCUACGCUAAGAGAUGAUGGAACGGUCUAACUGUCAUUUGUAUGAAAUACAAAAUAAUAGAGCAAUUUUUAAAUGAGGCUCAGUCUAGAUCAUGUAUUGUAUGCUUACAGUUGCAAUAUGUCCUAUUUAUCGUACUGUCAUUAGCAAUAUAACUGCUAAUAUGAUAAGCACAAAAAGCUAGUUCAUGGUUUGAAGUGCGCAUGCGCAGCAUGGUGCAUUGUGGGUAAUAUAUCAGGGAGGUCUCAAUAUAUAGUAUUAUAUAUAUGAUGGGGUGUUUGUGUCAACUAAGUUAAUGGACAAUCCCCAUUGAACACAGACAUUGCAUGAUAAUCAUAUGAUGCUGAAUGUAAUUGUUUUGUGUGAACUAAAAAAAAUACUACAAGGAACUCCUUGUUUCAUAUUCUGAUGAAUUUUACUUUAUACUUUCUGUGGGUUCCAAAACCCUCAAAAAAUAAAUAAAUAUGACUAUCAAA